AUGACGCUAAGUGAGUCGAAAUCACCAGGUCCAGACGACAUACCGCCUAAGUUACUGAAGGAGCUCGCUGCCGAACUAGCCAAACCAUUGUCCAUGCUUUUCCAAGCCUCGUUCGAAGCCGGCGGCUUGCCCGCCGACUGGAAAUCUGCGCGGAUCACACCACUGCAUAAAGGAGGCAGCAAGGCCUCUGCAAACAAUUACAGGCCAAUUAGCCUCACUUCCAUCUGCUGCAAACUCAUGGAGAAAAUAAUCAAGCGAGAGCUGAUGCGCUUCCUAGAGCAGCAUUAUUUAUUAUCUGAUGCGCAGCAUGGGUUUCGUAGUGGCAGGUCUUGCGUGACUAACCUGCUCAACUGUUUGGAACGUUGGACUCGGUCAGUUGAUGAAGGCAGUGCGCUGCAUGUAGUCUAUAUCGACUUUAAAAAGGCAUUUGAUAGUGUCCCACAUCAGCGACUCCUGCACAAACUGAGCCGAACAGGCGUUAGGGGUAACCUCUUAAAAUGGAUUCAAAGCUUCCUGUUAGACCGUUGUCAAACUGUCCAUGUCGGUGGCCAGAAGUCGACGGAGGUUGCCGUUGAAAGCGGUGUUCCCCAAGGCUCAGUUCUUGGCCCUACUCUGUUCAUCAUUUACGUCAACGAUUGCGUGAGUGAACUGGAUUGUGGUGUCGCCAUGUUUGCGGAUGACAUUAAGCUCUGGAGCGUCAUUCGAACUGCAGAUGACGAAGAGCAUCUGCAGGCGAACCUAAAUCGACUCCAACAGUGGUCAAAGGCCUGGCUUCUGCCGUUCAACGAGAAAAAGUGCAAUAUUCUACGAGUCGGCAGAGCUCGCUCUCCAAACCAUAUGGCCUACUGCCUAAAUGGUAUACCACUGUAA
Molecule: messenger RNA, 870 nt
Organism: Spirometra erinaceieuropaei
Lineage: Eukaryota; Metazoa; Platyhelminthes; Cestoda; Diphyllobothriidea; Diphyllobothriidae
Source: the annotation of a GenBank genome assembly